AUGUCUCAAAUAUCUAAUAAUAAUGGCGCUGCCACGAAUAGUCAAGCUGGCAUUAGAAGAAAAUUAGUGAUAGUAGGUGACGGUGCAUGUGGUAAAACAUGUUUGUUGAUUGUAUUCGCAAAGGGUAAAUUCCCCCAAGUUUACGUUCCAACAGUUUUUGAUAAUUAUGUAGCCGAUGUGGAAAUCGAUGGCAGAAGAGUAGAAUUAGCCUUGUGGGAUACUGCUGGCCAAGAAGAUUAUGAUAGAUUAAGACCAUUAUCAUACCCCGAUUCUAAUGUUGUAUUAAUUUGUUUUUCAAUAGAUUUACCGGAUUCCUUAGAAAAUGUCAUGGAAAAAUGGAUCUCUGAAGUUUUACAUUUCUGCCAAGGUGUUCCUAUUAUUUUGGUUGGUUGUAAAGUCGAUUUAAGAACUGACGCUCAAGUCAUUGAAAAUCUAAGAGCUAACGGCCAGGAGCCUGUUUCUCAACAGCAAGGUCAGGAUGUCGCUGAUCAAAUCGGCGCCGCUGAAUAUAUUGAAUGUUCCGCCAAAACUGGUUUUGGUGUAAAAGAAGUUUUUGAAGCUGCUACUAGGGCUUCGUUAAGAGCCAAGAAUAGCAAAAGGGCAGGUAAUAAUGGUGGGAAAAAGAAAAUUAAGAAUAAGAAAAAGAGAAAGUGUAUUAUUUUGUAA
Molecule: messenger RNA, 666 nt
Organism: Saccharomycodes ludwigii
Lineage: Eukaryota; Fungi; Ascomycota; Saccharomycetes; Saccharomycodales; Saccharomycodaceae
Product: Rho family small GTPase
Exons: 1
Coding region: 1-666 (221 amino acids)
Biological process (GO): small GTPase-mediated signal transduction
Molecular function (GO): GTPase activity; GTP binding
Source: RefSeq, a predicted model, not a curated record